This is a messenger RNA of Xyrichtys novacula (pearly razorfish), 10486 nucleotides long. The record is from the annotation of a GenBank genome assembly. NCBI's taxonomy places the organism in Eukaryota, Metazoa, Chordata, Actinopteri, Labriformes, Labridae.
AGGGCCUCCGUAGAUCCUGCCGACAGCAGCAGCAGCGUGAUAAAGCAGCAGCAGCGGAGGAAAGUUGAGCCAGUUGAACUGGGUAGUGCGUCCUGACGCACCGACAGCAGCAGCAGCGAUGGGAGCUUCACAAACUCGCACCGAGAGCAAGUACCAAGACCUGGCGGACCGGACUGGCUGUAAGUAUGGGGAAAAGACGAGAACUUUUUAUAGCAGGAGGAACUUUAAACUGCUGAUUCAGUGAACUGCGCAGAUAGUGUUGAAUGUUUGCUUUGCAGACGCGCGCUUGGUGCUGGUGACAAGUCCUUAUUAAAUCACUCACGAUCAUCAAACCAGAUUUUAGUUUGUCAGAAAAUGAAGAAACGCAAAGUAUUGCGAUUAAAUGCUCUUUUGAUCGCUUUAUAAUGAGGCAAAGUUAAAUCCUACAAAAUUCAGCCGUGACACAAAUGGACGCAGUGGUAGUUUCUUAUGAUAAAAGCGCUAAAAGUUUAUGUGAAUCCAUGUACACUGUUUAUUUAAUAGCGCGUCCUUUAUUUGAACUUGUAUUUUUUGCUGCGACUUCCUCAAUUUGUAAUUUGUUUGAGUCAUACCUGUGCUGUGGGGUUAGUCCAGCGGCUAUAAACAUUGUAACACACAGUAUUUCUUCUCAUAAACUCUCUUCUUUCUUUUCUUUCUACUCAUGGAUUUAACAGUGAAGUGAAUAAUGAAACAAAAAGCAGACACAAACUGCAGAAGUGUGCAGCGUGUCUAUUUUUGGGAGGUGCAGCAGGAUCCUGAUGUGUAAACUGUGCGUGCAGAGGCAUGCAAAAAUCAGGUUUGCACACCAGACUCUGCCUAAUUUUAUUGAUUCUGUAUUGGUGAGACUUUGGACUGUUUUUUACUGUCUUUGUUUCCUCAAGGUGGGGCUUUGACCUUGUUUCUCUCCUGGCACAGUUUAAGCUAUUUAUGAUUUUGUUUAACUAUUCUGGAUACUGAUGAGUUGUCUGAUAGCACUUACAUGCUUUUACUUGUUGACUAAAUUCAUGUCCUGUUGCUGUCUUCCUUUCGUAUUCAGUCAGUGUUGUUGUUGCUGCAUUGUGUCUUGUAUUUGAUCCUAAAACACUCACAACCUCCCACUUGAACCAUGUGUCUUAUUUCUGUAUUGCACUAUUCUUCAGUGGAUACAGUUGCUACUGCAAACAUCUCCUUGGCAGCUGCUGGAAGAAGAAAAAAAGUCAAAACAAACACAAGUGUUGGUGGAAACACUUGAAAAUGUCAAAGCUAUCUCUGUAUGGCACAAGGCAGGACUUGAUUAUGAUGUUUCAACCUGAAGUGUGCGGUCACCAGUCCACACUGUGAGUUAAUGAUUCAGGGAAGCUUCCUCAAGUGACAGAAAAAAAAAAAAAAAACAAUCUUGCUGCUGCUCAGGGUGUUUGCUUUGUCAUCAAACUGAGAAAAAGGCUGCAACAGGACAGAUUAACUCACAAAAAGUGUUCAUGCUCAUGUUAACUGCUGUGUCUAUUUGUUUACUGUCACUUCAUUGUGUGUUGGAACCCCUGAUAGAGAAGUGAAGGAGUGCAGGAGGCCUUUUGAUGGGUGUGGACUAUUGACGGGUGUAUCACUGACAUACUUUCAUGUUGUUCUUGUUGUUAUUUUGAUGUGUUGUUCCUCUUUUUCAGUUUCACCAGAGCAGAUUAAAAACCUUCACAAAAGAUUCCAGCACCUGAGUGGAAAUGAAGACACCAUCAGGUAAAAUGAAUUAUUAAAUGAAGUAUUACUGACCCUUUAUAUACAUGAGAACCUGGAUCAUGUCUGGAGUAAGGUGGGAACUGAAAAUCACCCCCAGAUCAGAACCUGCUCAUGCCAUCAGUUUGAUUCCUCUGUAUUCUUAACACCAUGUUUCCACUUAUGCAUGAGCACAAUCCUAACUCCUCCCCUCUGUUAGAUUUUGGACUGUUAUCUACCUCAAGUGAAUUUAAAAAAUAACCUUAGUUGCAAAUAUCAGAGAAACCACAUCACAGGCUAUUUCUAUGAUAAAUAAGAACACAUUUGGCGCCCCCUGUGGACAAAGCAGCCUUUACUUGGCUUGUCCUCCACACGCUUACCUAGUGCCUUAUACCCAAAAAUUAUGAUCAUUAGAAUGUGUCAUUUAUUGUGAAAAUUGAAGGUGGAAAAUGAAAAAAAACAGUGUAGUUUCAUGCAUUGAAAAUUAAUGUAAGAAGACAUGAACCUUUCACUGAUUGUCUCAUUUUCUUUUGAAUAUCAUAAAGAGGCAUCAACAUGAAUAUCAGCCUAUUUUAUAAAUGUCAAAAAGCUCCUUACAGGAGUUUUAAGUUACAACACAUGGUGAAUUUGAUAGUAGAUUCUCUGGUAUCUAUCCAUCUGUGGAGAAGUGCACUUCCUUGCAUUUGUUUAAAGAUCUGCGAUCACCAUGCACAAGUGGAAAAAGGUGAAUGGGUGCUUACCACUUAGUUGCACAUGCCAUGCAAAAUGAUGUAACCCAUCGUGAGAGGCAUGCGUCAGACAGGAGCGGUACAAAAAUGCAGCCUGUAUUGUCUUCAUAAUAACAGCUCUAAAAAUUAAACAGAAGAAUGCACCCACUGUAAAAUCCACUCCGUUCAUUAGACUGACAGCUUCCUAGAGAUGAACUCUAGUGUGUUUUUGGACUUUUCUAUACCAGGAAAGACUUGUGUGUUUUCAGAGGCAGUUUGGAUGCAAUCCCUCAAAGCAGAGUUAUCUGUGCUAAUGUGUAUAUGAAUUCAGUGAUAUAGUGGGAUUUCUGUUACUAGCUGGCUAUGCUAAUGAAAGGCUGCUGUAUUUGUUCAGCUGACCUUUAAAGGCCCAAAGGGAAGCAGUCAUGAUAGUCAUAAACUCAUAAUAACAUGUGCAUUGUUGACACAGAAAACCUGCACAGGCCCACUGGAUUAAUAAUUGGAUUGAUCUGUAGAGCCAAUCAUGGCACUGGUAUCAAUCAAAGAUGAUCACAUCCCACCCCUAGAUUUGACCUCCGGAGCUCUUCAUACGUCAUUCCUGAAAACAUCUCUUGAUUCGGGUGCAUGUUUUUUCAAAGCUCUGCAGGUCAGCUUAGAUAGAAAUCAUUUAGCCUUCACUGUGGUCCUUUAAGAUGAUAAUACUGUCUGCACACAUAGUGGCUGGAGUGAUGAAUUGUGGGUAAUUUGUGGUAUCUCUGGCACACACAAACAAGCAGCAUAUGGUGACGCACAGGCUGAGCUAAUGCAAAAGCAGACACUUAAGGCAAAUACAAUAUGUCGAUCCAUCAGGCGCACAGAGUACACACGUACUGUACACACACAUUAAUAUGUCAAAACACACACCAACCUGCCAGAGCGACAUGCUGCUGGUGAUGGAUGACCUGCUCUUUAAAAAGAAGCAGGGAACAAAUGUUGAACACAGACGGUAUUCCUCCUGGCUCCAGUUCAUGUUACUUCUGCUAAAUUGAAUAUACUACUGUACCUAAAGCUGGCUGAUUCUUUUUUAUGUUUGUCACGAAAACUGAAUCUGUCUUUUUUAUUCCCCCUGCAGCAGAGCAAACUUGAACAGCAUACCAGCCCUUGCCAACAAUCCAAUCAAAAAGCAGAUUAUUGAGGCCUUCUUUGAUAAAAGGUGGGUUCACACGUUUUCACUAAACCCUGUCUGCUUUGACUGAAACAUAUCCCCACUUAUCAUGAAAACAGAAUCAAACUUGUUUCCACACUGUUAUAUUUUUCAAAGGUCAGUUUAUUUAAGCGCUGGUAUUUCUCAAGCUCCUAUGAUAAACAUAAAUGUGAGGUAGAAGAUAUCACCUUUUAUCUCCUGCUGAUAUGACUGAGCUGUAUCCCAGACAGCAGCUCUCCUCACCUUUAACAGAGUCUGUACACGGCUAGCUUUAGCCGCUUAAUCAACCAACCAGCUUUCAGGAUUACCCUAAACCAGCAGAGCUCUGAGUUCAAAAUCUGUAAAAACAAACGAUUUCAGGAUCAGAUCCUCUGGGGUGCCCAGAGAUCGUAAUCAAGACAGGUCCUUGCAUGUGUCCAUGUGGAACCAUUAUUAUUGUACGUUAGGAUUAGUAUUCUAACAGGGAGGAGACGAUGAAGGUGAAUCCAUAUUUGAUAAGAGUGCAUGAGUAAAGGGCAUCACCAUCCUCUCCUCUCCUCUCCUUGUCAAAACUACCAAUGGUGACGGUAAAUACUAAAAUACAAUCUUGAGAAAUAGCUUCCACUUUCUGCCGGUUUAUACACUAACGGUUAAAUUCCACAGGAUACGGAACAGCAGCCUGAUCAAAUACGCAAGCAGAAUGUAUGCAGGUACAGAGUGAAAUAUCUGGUUAAUUUUCAAAAUAAAAUAAAGUCAAUACGUUGAACUGUUCUUCACUUGAUAAUGGGAGGGGCCAUGGGAUGUGGGAUGUGGGUGUUUAUAUACACCGCUGAUCUUAUUCAGUGUCUCACGGUGAAACAUGCAAGAUCUCGUGAGAUCUCAUCCAGUUUCAUGAGAAAUAGAAGUAAUAUUGCAAGUGAUCCUUCUCCGCUUGUCGGAUCCAGUGGGCGCUGUAUGCUUGCAUUUUUGAUCCACCUGCCACUGAGCGUGGCGUAGCAGAUCUGCAUGCGGUGGAAUCCCAGUGUAACUGCUAAUGCUAAGAGGGGCAUAUUUUAACUUGUACUCAUCUAUAUUAAAGCUCCUGUGUGGAACGUUCAGUUGUGGACAAAACAGUCUUUGCUUAUCUGGUCCUCUACAAACUAAUAGUAAGUAGAGUUUACUGACUAAAAAAAAAACCUCAUCCUGCUGACUUUUGACAGUUAUGUGUUUUAUUUAUUGUGAAUAUUUUAUCAAGGCUGAUAUCUACCCACCUCACACUAGAGUAAGGCUUUAAAAAACAACUGUAUAGAAACCCUCAUUCUUGUCCCAAAUGGUUUCGUUUGCUUUUUGACAGCAUGAAAAAGCAUCAGUAUGAAUUUCAGUCUUUUUCACUGACAUUAAAAAACUCUUUAUAGUGGCUUUAGUGUAUUUUACUGAUUUUUUAAGGCGUAUGGUAUAUGUGUUCCUUUGAACUGAAUUAAUGUCAUGGAUUUUGAGCAGAAAUGGUUCAGUUUUUAUGUUGUCUCAGUGCUAAAAUGUUGUGUGUUUAAACCUGGCAGCUGGCAGAGUCUUCAGUCUUAUCAGUUUGGUUGGAUUGGUGACUUUGUUUUUCUUUGAACGGCCUGGUUUGAUUGAAUAUUUGAUAAGACUUUUCCUCUGUUUGUUUAGUCAACGAAAAACCAUUUCAUUCAAGCAUGUCAGUGAAAAAUACUUCCAUUAGUUUUAGAUGGUAGAUAAGAGCUAAAGAAACAAACAAACUGGAUAGAUUAUGAAACCAAAAAGUGUAUUCAUAACUCUAGAGACACUUUUAAGAAGCAGCAGUUUCCUUAUAGCUCGACAGAGAAACCACAAACAGGACUGAACAACAAAUGAACUUUUUGUAACUCCAUGUGACUUUCCUUUUAAGCACACAAGUCAUGUGCAUAAUGGGACGCUACAGGGAAGAAACACAAGAUCAGUGAAGUAAAAUAAGACUGUUGAUUCAGACUUGAUGAGCAAGUUUUUGAGACAUUUUAAAUGCAGAAUUCCUGCAGGACAAAUACACAGAAGAAGUUGGUUUAUGGCUUAAAUAUACAAUAAAAUAUGGUUAGCUAUUGAUCUUUAAGGAGCCACGUUGGUGGAGUUUAAGUUUAAGAAGGCUAAACCUUGAUUUUGUCUACCUGUGUGAUCCAGGAACCAGCAUCAGGAUGAGGUGGGCUCCUUCGGGGAGAUCGGCUUUGAGCAGUUCCUUAUGGUCAUGUCCCAUUUCCGCCCGCCAACCCUGAAGACGACAGAGGAGGAGAAGGAAGCUUUGAGGAAGGAGAAGCUGCGCUGUAAGAGACUAAACCUUGUACUAAAUGAGAGUAACAGAUACAAGAAGACUGGAAAUAUUCUUCUCCAAUGUCCUCCUGCGUGUGUCUCAGUCACAGAAUACCAUAAGGAAGCUUUACUGUCAAGUGUAAAUGACAAACUGGUGAUGAAGUAUCUUGUUUCAGUCACCUACAUGCCACAGAGAGCGUGAUGAUGCAUAGCUGCAUGUGUGAGCGCUGGAUUCUUCGCUGUGAGCCACUUCAGUGAGGUUUGUCGGUGCUCAAGGCCAGAACAGCAGCUUCGCAACCUCAGCAGGAUCAGGAUCAGCCUGAGGCCCCCUUUAAGGCUUAAACAUUAGCUACUGAACUGAUUUUUUAUACAUUUUUAACAGAUUUAACAAAUGUGCUUGUACAGCAUGAGGCCUUUGUUGCUACUGCCCUGAGACAUAAUUUGGGUUUGUCGUUGGCAGCCCUGUAAAAGACUGUAGGUGAUAUUCAAACAAGUUGGGUCACUUUGUUUCCAGCUGCUCCUUCCUCUCGUGGCACUGCCUUUUCCAUCCUGCUAGUCACCUGAUACAGUGUUAGACUGUGUUUUACGGCUGAAUGAAGGACAUGGGCUGUAAAUGAAACAUGGAGUUAGAGUAUAGCUGAAGAAGGGGGAGACUCCUGCUGAUUGUUGCUGAAGUGCAUCAUGACUAAUCAGCUGGAUAUUUAGUAAACACAGGGGUGGGUCUCCAGUCCUCUUUUAAAGGGCAAAAUACUCAACGCUGAACUGGAUUCUGGACGUUUUGGCAAGUAUACCCUAAAUCUGCCAAUGUGAAGCCAGUGUGGAAGUUCAAAUAACUGCAGUUCCUUAAAUGGCCACUUGAGGCCAGGAAGUCUCAUUAACACCCAUGUUAAAAUGCCUAUCCUUACAGCAGAGGUGUGCAGAUUUACAAUCAAAAACUAUCUAUUUACGGUACAAAAAAUUUUAAUAACUUUAAUAACUCUUAAUUCUUAAUAGCAAGGGCACAACAGUAUCAGCAGAUUUCACCUCUCUUAAUUGACAGAGUGACAAAAACUAAACUUCCUAUCAGCACUGGCAGACAGUAUAUACUUUCCAUUAUUCUAUGUUCAUAGAAUGAUACAGAUCACUGCCUUGCUUGCUUUUUUUGGUUUAUUAUGUCAUUUUUUGUUUAAAAAGCUUAAAUCAUUUGGAGAGCAAAAACCUUAGUUUGAUAGUUUGAGUGCAGGAACAAGCUUGAUAACUGGUAAUACACAAGCAGAUUUGAGGUGAAGGGACAUCCACCAAAUUGAAGACAACAGACGCAAAUCCACCACAAACCUCAGUAUGACAUAGGCUUGAGCAUUGUUACAGGAAAAUGAGCUGAAGCUCAGCCAGACAUGACCGUUAAGUGCUGAGCGUACACAAACAGUCAUUUCCCUUUACUGCAGACUGAGGGCUGAGAUUUGUCAUUCUGGUUGACAGAAUAGGACCUGAUUUCUUUACUUCCUCUGCUGAAAUGUGCCUAAUGUUUUUAUUUCCCAAUCUGUCUUUAUUGUUUUAAACUGUUCAGGAUAACACUGUCAGGGGAAACAAGACUUAUCAGUGCUUCAACUUCCUCUUAGAGUAAACACUGCGACGGGUUUAGAUAAUAGGACCUCAUAAAAAGUGUGCUUUUCAUGCUUUAUAACAACAGGGGAUCUACAGGACAUUUAGUUUGUUUUAUUUUGUGCCAGUAUCAAUAAAACAGAAAUGUAUCACUGUGAAAGUAUGGAGAGCUAUUUAAUGACCUAGCAGAAGUAGCACAAGCAGCUCAGUGUGAAUGUCGCUGGAUGUCACCUUAAGGGGCAAACUGGCUUUUUUUCCUUGUUGUAGCCACAGGACUGUGAGAUAUGAGCACAAAUAUGGAGAAUUAUAAAUGUCAGUGUUAAUCAAAGCAGUGGCAUUUUCUGGAUGUUUCUGACUCGGUCUGGAGGGGAAACGUUGAGUCAACCAUCCCCAUCUUUAAUCUCUGCAUCUCUACAAACAUCCCUCCAAUCAUCACAACUUCCUCCGCUCUUUUACAAACAUCCGUUCUCCUUUUCACUUCAUGAGAGAAAGUUCCUCAGAACUCAGACCAUACCAUUAAACCUUGCUGUUCUUUCCUCCCAGUCCUGUUCAACAUGCAUGACACAGACAAUGACGGCACCAUCACCCUGGAGGAAUACAGGAAGGUGAGAAAACUCAAUUAUACCGGCUUUUGUCCAGGAUGUGAUUAUGAGCAGUUUUUUUUUUUUUUUGUUAAGUUAUCUCUGCCAGGACUUCGAAUGAAAACGAGGAAUUGAAGGAGAACAAUUCACCUUAAUUUAAAACUGCACGGGAUUUAAAUAGUAUUUAAAUGGGUCAUUCUUUAAAACUGGUGCUAUUUGAACCCAUAAUAUGGAUUCAAAUGACUGAUGAGGCAUACAAAGCAAAAAUAUGUUAUAUUAAAAAAUCUUUUCAACAAGUUUUCAUCAAUACAUGGACAGUUUUAUAUGUUAGCAAAGCCAACAACAUUUCCAACUAAGAUAUCUCUGUUUAAAUGGUAUUUUCUCAAAUAAUAGUCAUAAACUGAGAUUUUAAGGACAAAGGAAGUAAAAGAGUAAGAGACAAUAAAUAGGUAAAAAAAAAUUAAAAGGCAUAGUUCAGGAAAAUAUGAUUAAAGACCUCAGCAAGCAACUUCAAGUCUGAAAUUUUUAACCUUAUAUUUAAAGCAAUAUUUAUUCUGAACCACAUCUGACCUUAUAACUAAUAGAAGCUAGAUUUUUAUCAACUCAUUAUUGUACAAAACAAAAACAUGCUUUUACAGUUUUUUGUUGUUGUUUUUUUCCCUGUUCUUGUUGCCGAAGCUGUUCUGAACAAUAGCCUCUGCGAAUCAUCAAAAUGAUCAGGUCUGAGUUGACGCACCCAAACAGGUGCAAAACACCACUUUACAGAGUGAAUCACAGUGUCUGUAAACACACACACAUAAAAGGUGUAAUCAGCCCUAAACCAGUGCGGGUGGAUCCAGGAGGUGCAAUUAGCCAGCAAUUAAAAUACAAUAACAGGCUGACCCAGUGUGUUUGCUGGUAUAAAAAUAUGUAAUUAUAUGAAGCAUAGAUGCAAUUAUAGUUUAAUUUAAUGCUAUUGUUGAACAGCUCUACCCGGCUCGCCUGAGUUCAAGCACACAUGAAGCACUGAAUGGUUGUCAUCUAUCUUUUAUCCUCACUGCUUGUCCUGUUCAGGGUUGCAGGAGUCUUGGGUCUAUCUCAGCUGUUAUUGGCACAGCAUAUUCCUUUAAUAAUCAGGAUAAUAGCAGUAUUCUGUAUGAGUCAUGUAAACCUGAUCGCUGUACCUAGAUCUAGGUCAUGGUCUGAAACCUAAAAACAGAACAUCCUGAAGUCCAGUAUCAUUCAGCCUUAGAAAUAAGAAAACUCCACCAUCAGCAUCCUUAUUUUCCAGUUCUGUUCUGCAGUGGAUCAUUGCUUCAGUUUAAUCAUUCCUACCCUUUGUGAUUAACCUCAUGCGAGUCACAAUUGAUGCUUUUUAAACCCAGAUGAAGCUUUAAAAACUAAUAAUUCUCCUCCCAUCCAAGGUAGUAGAAGAGCUUCUGUCUAAAAGCGGCGCCAUCGGCCUGGAAGCUGCCAAGGCGAUAGCAGAUGCUGCCAUGUUGGAAGUGGCGAGCACAAAUGUCCCCCACAUGGUAAUGGAUCCGAGCAGAACUAAACUGUUACAAUAAAUUCACACAUUUCAGUCACUCAUUUCUGUCUUUGUUUGUUCUUUCAGGCUCCAGAUGAUUUCUAUGAAGGGAUUACGUUUGAGCAUUUCGAGCAGGUUUGCACCUUGUACAGUCAAACACAUGACUCUUUUCUUUAAAGCUCAGAUGUAAAUGUAGUUUUCUUUCCCUAACAGAUUUUACAAGGACUAGAAAUGGAGUCCAGGAUGCACAUUCGCUUUCUGGAUGUGGACACUACAACAAUGCGCUGUGGGAAAUCGACCUCUUGAUGGAGCGGCUCUGGUGAAAAAAUGUUUAUGUUGCUGCUGUUUUUAGCAGAAACUCUCCAGUCCUUACAUGGAACCGAACCAAACACUUUUGAUAUGCACUAAUGUAUUUUUGGAUGGAGCAGAAGAAUUAUAAUUCCAAGCUAAUCACAUCUUUUAUAGUAAUUAUGGCAGAGUUUUGGCAUGAUGUGUUAAAAGACGGAGCAAGUGUCCCGUAUUUCAGGAGACCAGGAGAUGAAUUUUCCCUUCUUCUGCUUCCACUGUCAGGUUUAAAAACUAACAAACUACCUCUGUGUUCAUUCUGCUUUUCUACUAACCUUUGUGUAACCAUCCCACACUGUGAAGGAUUCUUUGUACUUCAGUCAAAAGGUUCAGAUGUAGUCAGUCAUGCUCAGUGGCAGCUCUGGCAUCCACGGGUCAUCUGUUGUGGCCGACGUCCAGAGCGUGAGAGUACGGGCACAUACCAUCCCUCUGCAGCUCCAGAAUAGCUGCCGGUUUGAUUUAUCUGUUCCCCUGAGUCUUUGUGUAACUAACCGCCGUUCUUAUAGCGUGAAAAUCUGCUACUUUCAGACCAGGAGUGAGGGAAAUCACACUUUCCCUUUAAACUAAUUAUAGCUGACUUUGCACUGAAUUGUAUAAAUUAAUAAAACAAAUUUAAGACAAA